Molecule: messenger RNA, 846 nt
Organism: Cydia fagiglandana
Lineage: Eukaryota; Metazoa; Arthropoda; Insecta; Lepidoptera; Tortricidae
Product: E3 ubiquitin-protein ligase RNF4-like
Exons: 2
Coding region: 327-818 (163 amino acids)
Source: RefSeq, a predicted model, not a curated record
UGUCACCAUUUUUUUUUAUUCAUUUUGUUUUGGUUGUCUCUGAAGUAAAUUCAAUUUAUUUAAAAUAAAUAAUACCUACCUACGUAAAAGUAUCUUCUUAAAAGUAUUAUAAUAUAACUGCUAAAGACACGGAAGAAAGAACAAGCGCGCUUCUUUGUUUUGUGGCUAAACAAAAACGCGUUUGGAUGAUUGAAGGGAUGUAUUAAAAAUCUAGUGAUCCUUUGAAGUUACCGUUUAAGUUUUUAAAUUGCAGCCUUCCUCUACAUGAUUCCAAUAAUUUAAAGGAACCUCAUCUGGAAAUUUGAAGAACCUUGUAUAAUAUAACUAUGGCUAAUAAUAGUGAGAGUGUCAUAGACUUAACAGAAUGCUCCUUCACUCUAGUUAACCAUAAUCGUUUGGACAAUGUGAUAAUAAAUUUAGACACGGAAGACUCUUUCCGUGAAGAGAAUGUUGGCACUGUUAGCAGAGCAAGCAAAAGACGCAAGAGGCGGCAUUCGAGACUAAGGGCAGACAAUCAUCCAGAGACAUCUAUUCUGGAUCUAUGUACACCUGAUGUCAAGAAAAAAAAAUCUACUAAAUCCAAGAAUAAAUCUGGAAAAGUAGCCACUCCAGAUAACACUCCAGACAAAAUACCAAGACAGACCCUGGGAUGUCCUAUAUGCUUUGAAGAGUUCAGCGGUCAAGCUCUUGCUUCAACGAAUUGUGGACAUGUCUUUUGUUUGGAAUGUCUCAAACGCGCCCUCAAGUCUAAGCCGCAAUGCCCAACAUGUCGUACCUCGUUAAGAGGGAAAACUAAAUACCAUCCUCUUUUCUUAUAAACUAUUUUUGACACUCAACUACUUACUA